Molecule: messenger RNA, 429 nt
Organism: Prorocentrum cordatum
Lineage: Eukaryota; Dinophyceae; Prorocentrales; Prorocentraceae
Source: the annotation of a GenBank genome assembly
AUGGCGCUGGCCAAGCUCUGCCUCGCGGCCCUGGCGGGCCGCGUGGCCUACUCGCUGUCGGUGGCGAUCGCGGAGCCGGACGAGCUGGAGGGCGCUGCGGCGCCCGACGCGCCGGAGUGGUGCAAGAGCAGCGAGGAGCUGACCGUCGAGCAGCGAAAGGACACCGAGCAGGCCACGGCGGAGGCGAAGGCCGCGUGGGCCAAGAAGGAGGUCGCGUCACUGGUUGCGAAGGGCGAGCCCGUCCCCAGCUGGUUGGCCGACACGGUCACCAAGGACGACGAGAGGCAGAACGCGACGAACUGGGCCGUCCGCCAGGCGAUGCUCCUGAAGGAGGCGGACCUGGAGGUGCCCGACUGGCUCAAAGAGAAGGUGCAGGAGACUCUGAGAAGGGGGCCAACCGUUGGGCCGCGUGCAAGGCCGCGGAGCUGA